GAAGUCAGACGUUUGAACCGGAGCGGCGCCUGAGACUUGUUAUGUUGUUUUGACGUCCAGUUGACGUUUCUUUAAAAAAGUAGUUCAUCAACAGACGCGAAUAUCAAAAACACACUUCAAAGUGUUUUCACGGCCUCAAACGUACCUCAAGACGUGCCUGUUGAGUUAGGCUGCAGCCACAGAGUGUCUUAGAGGACAUCUGAAAAAAUGAAUUCUGGGGAAUCAUUAGGAGCCAUGGAUACUCGUGUGUGCUGGCUGGAUGAGGAAACCUUGCCAGAAAUCACCCUCCUGGAUGCAACUUGUGAUUCAACUCUAUCUGGCAGCGUGCUCGCCACACCUGCAACAGCUCGGUCUGUGAGCAGGAAGUUGACCCCUCUCCGGCCCUCCCAGCUGAAUUCCUCCACCAAUUUAAACUCCACUGUUCAAAUAUCAGGCCCUCAGAAUAACACCUUCGAUCUUCUCCAAUCUAAUGUGAGCAGUCCCAAAGUGGAGACUGAGACUCUCGAUACUAAACCUUCUCAACAGAAUGGCACAAAAGCUUUGUCUGAUAUGAGCUUAAGUGACAGUACAAGUGAUAAAGAAAACAAUUCUGAAGCCCACUCUCCUGAAUUGUCUAAGCAAACAACAAGUUGUAAAACCCCCAAUGCAAAGAUGGAUGACCCCCCUGAGAGUUUGUUUGCUCCUGAGCGCUGGCUGGAUGUCAGAUAUUUCCCAGAAAUUACUCUCCUUGAUGUUACACAUGAUUCAGAGCAGUCACAAGUAGAAGAAUUAUCCUCCAUAGAGGCCAUAAGGGACAUUUCACCAGUUGAUGAUUUGAAAGAAAUGCCUCCCUCAGAGUCCAGUGGACAAAUUGCAGCAGAGCCUGGCAGACCAGACCAGAAUGACGACUUGUCAAGUACUCUUACUGAAAAUGCCACCCACUCCACAAUCUCCUUUAGUGAACAAUCUGAUAAGAGUGUGGGGGGAAACGUGACGCAAACCUUCUUAGAAGCAACUCCAGAUAUUUCUACAGGCAGUGUUUUGGAAAACAGUAGGCCGUCACCAGAGCCCAUUGGACCGACUGUGGAGAAGAUUCAAACAUCAGCCGAGGAAACGCUUGGUACCCGUCCUGCUAAUGUUACUCACGAUAUAAGCUCCUCGAGUGACGUGUCUGCAGCAUCCCAGACCUCUACCUCUGAUAUGCAGUGCAACACUAGUUCAAAGAAUGUCACCGCUGAGCUUCAUGGUGAACCUGUGAUGACUUCUGAUACUGUGGAAAGUAACAAUGAAGAGCCACUCACCAGCAAUGAUGCUGAGUUGACCAGCGAGAUGCCAAAAUCAAGCCCAAAACCAGACGUGUCUUUGAACCGCACAUUUACCUCCCUGCAGCCCCCCCACUUGAGUUCCUCCACCGAUUUAAACACCACUACUCCAAUAUCUGGGCCUCAAAAUACGACAGUGGAUCUUCCUUCAUCUGGUGUAAACUGUUCCAAACCAGAGAGUGAGGCAAAUGAUCAGGCUACUUCAGUAUCUAUAAACACCACUUUUGAGCCUAAAUCUUCGAAGCAGAACGGCACAAUAACUCUUUCAGAAACAAGCUCCAAUGUCAAUUGGCAGAACACUUUUGACAAGCUCUCUCCUCCUAAGGGCUGUAAUGCAACAAGUAGCCCCAAAGAAAACAAUUCUGAAGUCCACCCGCCUGAACUGAUAAAACAUAAUGAGACAAACGAUAGUACAGAUUCUGACACCAAGAGGGUUGACACCCCUGAGAGCACGUUUGAAGCUCAGCCAGCUGCGGAGGUGGCUUCUGCAGUUGCCCAGCAUGAGAUUAACGAUCAUUCACGAUCAGAUGUACCGAUGACAGAUGGUCUUCCUGACACUUUGGGCCAUCAAAGCAUGGAUAGGCAGGGCAACAAAAGAGAGACAAUCAAUUGGGAUUCGGACUGUCUCAUCACUUCAACACCAAUGCCUAACUGUAAAUUGUUUAAGCUAAACACUGAACGAGACCAGGGCAAAGCUAUAGGCACACAGAAAAAACUGUAUGGGGAUGGUCCCAGUAAGACAGAUACUCAGGUGCCAUCAGACGUCCCAUCAAACAUCAUAAGUGAACGGAAAACAUCAUUUGCGCAUCCAGCUGCUAAAUCCCUUGUGCCUCCUUCGAAACUUGCACCGCAGCUGUUUAAACACAAGCCAGCCUCCGCAAUCCCAGGAAGGUCUGAGGCAACAUCAGGCUUGCCCAUGACGAGACAACGAACCCAGGCAGAAGCUUUGAGGACUGCUGCUGGUUCUGAUGCACCCCAGGCGACGACAGGAAUAUCAAGCUCCUACAAGUUACGUCCUUCAACAACACAAGGAUGCAAGCUGCCCAGUUCGGGCUUGCAGAGACCACAGGCAAGUGGCUUACCUUCAGGCAUCCAGAGAGCAGCGACACGUCUCAGGCCGCCAUCAGCGAGAAGCAACGCAGCAGCUUCCUCAAGCACUAACAAACUCCGUGGACCUACAGCUACUAACCCUGUGACAAAGACUUCACAAGCAAAGAGGCAACCUUUAACCAGAGGUGAAGCUUUACCAAUAGCAAAGAGGAAGAAAAUGGAUGCUCCCUCACCGUCCCGUAGUGCUGAAGCCUCAACAUCGUCCUUACCUGCUGCCAACGGAGCCAGAAACCUCAAACAGCCUACAACCUGCAAUAGAGCUUUGCCAGCUAAAACCCAAAAAGAUGUUUCAGAUGCUGCAGUGCCAGCUAGCUCUGCUGCUGAAAUCUCAACAUCUUCAUGUGAUCGUGUUAGCAGAGCCAGAGCCCUGAAACAGCCUGCGAGCAGCCAUAGAGGUCUGCCACCUAAACCCAAAGGCCACGGUUGCGCAAACUGUGCCGUGCUUGAAAAGCAACUCAACAUGCAAGCAGAAGAAAUAAGGGAACUGAAAGAACUGCUGAAGAAAAGUAAAGAGCAAGAAUGCUGAUCUUAAUCGCAUCAUAUUCACUUUUUAACCACUUAUUGUAAAUAUUAUAUAUGCAAUACUAAUCCUAAUUAUAUUAAUUGACAACGGGCAAAUUAAGAUACUAUUUGUGUUUAAAGUUCAUGCCCUCUAAUAUGGAGUUUCACAUUUUGAAAAUAUGAUGUUUUUAUGAUGAAAUAUAAACCUAUUGUUCCACUUCUUACUCUGAGAGGCUCAAUGUGGUUUUAAGUGUGCAUGGAUUAUCUGUGAUAUCCGAAAUAAAUAUGGUGUGGAUU
Messenger RNA from Centropristis striata (black sea bass), 3209 nucleotides. RefSeq names its product mucin-2-like. The transcript is spliced from 9 exons. NCBI's taxonomy places the organism in Eukaryota, Metazoa, Chordata, Actinopteri, Perciformes, Serranidae. The coding region runs from base 208 to 2937 and encodes 909 amino acids. The record is from RefSeq and is a predicted model, not a curated record.